AUGGAGGAGGAGAAGAAUGAAAUAGAAACCGACGCUUCUCUGCGCUUUGUUUUUCCAAAAUGGCUUGGUCAUAGCAGUAAACCAGUCUCAUCAAUUGAUAUUCACCCAUCAGGAGAGUUUUUCGCCACUGGCGGAUGGGAUAAUUUUUGCAAAAUUUGGGCGCUAAAAGCAAUUUCCGAAACUAAACAUGAAACAAAAACAAAAUUACUUGCCGUACUUCGUGACCAUACUAAACCAAUCAACUGCGUAAGAUUUAGCCCCGAUGGAAAAUAUCUUGCAACAGGUGGUGAUGAUGGCAUGGUUUUCCUAUGGCAGAAGGUUAGAUGCUUCGGUCAACCAUCUACAUUCGGUAUUCCUGAUAGCGCACUUCAACCAAACCACCCAGUUCAAAGAUGGCAGUCUAAAUCAUUUACAGGCCAUACAGGAGAUAUCACAGGAGUCUCAUGGUAUCCAGAUUCUACCAAAAUCGCUUCAUGUUCAAUUGAUGGAAUAAUUUACGUUUGGGAUAUUAAAUCAGCUUCAAAACUAUUCCAGUAUAAUACAACAACAAAAAUGGGUGUAAGCUCAAUAUCAAUCGAUCCGCUUGGUAAAUUCAUUGCCGCACAGCUUUUAGAUGGUACAUUAGAUAUUUACGAUCAUUCUACAGGUUUCCAUAGCUUUUUCGGCGAACAAUUCAGACAACCAGAUCAAGCUAUGGUUUCCCGUAUUUGCUGGACCCCAGAUGGCUCAUUUGUUGGUGUUACAUCCGCAAAUUCCGGUGGUUUCGUAUCACCUUUCUUCAGGAGAGAGACAUUUGCAUUUGGAUUCAUGUUGGAAGGUCACGUAGCUGCUACAUGCUGCAUUUCGUGCCCUCCUUACCUAUUUAGAAAUAAAAACGGAUCUUAUUCCUCUUUGAUGGCCUGCGGUGAUAAAGGAGGUGUCAUUUCAAUCUGGAUGAUUGGUGAUGAUACAAAACCACUCGUUGUUCUUGAUGGAGUUUCAACUUCUACGAUCAAUGAUAUGGCAUGGACAAAUGAUGGUCAUUGGCUUCUUGUCGCUCUCGAUUUGAACCCAGUAAAUAGACAAGGAGGCAUUGUUGCCUUCGAUUUAUCAAAUGUCCAUAAUUUGGAAAGAGUAGAUAACGAAUCCAUGGAAGAAAUCAAAUCGCACUUGCUUGGCGAGAACUCGUUCAGAGUCAGAAUGAACCAGAGCACCAAGGCAACCCAGCUUUUGCACUCUCUCGAGACAGAAGAAAAAGAUGUAAAUUUGGAAGUCCUCCAAUUGACUCCGGAAGAAGUUUUAGCACGUCAAGUUGUCAUUGUAAAGGAUGGUAUCAAACAUAUCACCCCUGUUUUGCUUACAGCCGUCGAACGCCAGAUGAUUUCAUUCAAAAUGGAAGUUGAGUCAACAGCUAUACCAGCUACGUCAUCAGAAUAUAACAUUCCAGUUAAGCCAUGGCAGAAACCAGCUUCAAUUCAAGGAAUUGUUAACAAAACUUUGGAUAUCGGAGAUUUCCAUUUAAUUACUUACAGCGGAUAUCUCAUGAAGCUUGAUGCAUCGACAGGACGUCGUCUGUCUACACCUUUCUACAUAGGAGAUUUCUGCAGACACCUUUCCCAUAAAGAUGGAGUAAUUUUAGCGGUCGGAAAUCUCUGUUACCUUAUUAAAUUAUCGGAUAUGACUGAAAUAUUGAGAUGCUCUGCUCCCACCAACUUUACUGGCUUCAGUCUCCUUGAAAAUAACGUAAUUACAGCUCAUGCAAAAGGAAGACACUGGAUAUACGAUAAGGACUUCGGGGAAUGGAGAGGAGGAGCUGUUAGCACAGAUGCUUCCGAUUUAUCCAUUGAAGAAAUCGAAUCUCUUGUCUCCGAACAAAAUUCUGUUCAAUGGUUCGAUUUAGGAGCUACAGCUGUUUUCCAGGCUUUUAUGGGACAGAACGAUAAAGCAGCAAACAUCGUUCAAGAGCUUUCCCAACACCAAGACCAAGAUUUGUCAAAGAACUUCGUUUCAUCCCUCAAACAGGUUUUGGAAAACAGAUGGAAUAUUUCUGUUGAUUAA
Messenger RNA from Trichomonas vaginalis G3, 2037 nucleotides. RefSeq names its product DNA replication-independent nucleosome assembly. The record is from RefSeq and is a predicted model, not a curated record. Gene Ontology annotation, molecular function: nucleosome binding; protein binding. The transcript has a single exon. The coding region runs from base 1 to 2037 and encodes 678 amino acids. Gene Ontology annotation, biological process: chromatin organization; DNA-templated transcription. Lineage: Eukaryota; Parabasalia; Trichomonadida; Trichomonadidae. Gene Ontology annotation, cellular component: HIR complex; nucleus.